AUGAUUAGCCAAUCAAGGAAUCUGUGCCACAAGAUUUAUCGACUGAUUAUCGAUCGAAUAAGUGGAAUCUCCCCAACUCUCAUGGCAAACAAUUUCGCAAUAAAUCAACUCAAGAAGUACGGUUGGUCUCAAGGCCAAGGUUUAGGAAAGAAUUCUGAGGGAAGGAAGAAGCCUAUUGUCGUGUCAGAGAAGAAUGAUACUCGAGGACUUGGCGACAACUCGGCGGAUUGGUCAUUCGAAUGGUGGGAUCACGUAUACAACAAUACUCUGGAUAACAUAAAAGUAUCAAAAACAGUCGAUGGGGAUGUCAAGGUUUCCAAGGUUGUUGGUAAGAGUAGAAUUCCAAGGAAUCAGAUGGGAAUUAUUAGCACUAGCGAGUCGCGAUACACUCUUUCGGAUGCCACGUGCAACUUGGAAUCGACAAAUCUCGGUGAAAGCGAGGCCGGUGAUUCGCCUUCGUCGAAAGAGCAGGUUGUGAGCAGGCGAUUCACGUAUAAUAGUUUUGUCAAGAGUUCUACGGGACCGUUAGACUUGAAUAGCAUGAACAAGAAGCCUCGACAACCAAACGCAAAUGAGCAUUUGAUGCCACCUUCAAGCACGGUAUUGCUCGCGGGCACCUCGGAAAAUGGUGAUGUCUCUCGAGAUGAUGAUCAAAAUUCUAAAACAUCAGGUGGGAAAAGGUUGCGCGGUCAUUUGGAUGAUUUUUCGACGGUUUGGGUGUCGAAUCACGCAUUAUUAAUAAAAAGAAUGCCCGAGGAUGAUUUUUCGAGCGCGUCAAAACGACUCAUUGCCCUGCGAAAUCAUCUCGAGAAUGGUGCAGGAGACAGUCAAAGCCAAACGGAAUGGCGGACUUCGUCACCAAGCCAAAGCUUGGCAGCUCGUACGAAUCAAGACAGAAAGUGGAAUGGUCACGGAUACAAGGACACAUUUUUUAAAUUCAAUGAACGAGGAACUGCCUUUUUGUCGGGCAAUCGUUAUUCCAAUUUUAGCUCGAAGGAAUUCCAUGAACUUCGUCCUUGGCUUGAACAGACAUUACGAAUAAACUUAAAAACCCUCUGCCCCGCACAACCUACCAUAAUUGACAUACCCAGUCCUGAGGUGAACCACAAGUUUUACGACACAAUAAGACCUCAAGGAAUAAUCUUCUCCUUCGCGGAACAGGAUCGACUGUCUCACGGGCAUGGCACAAGCACUAAAGAAAUUUACAAAUUGAGAUACGGCAACUUGCCCAGGAUACCAGACGCCGUCAUUUGGCCGGAAAGCCAUGGACAAGUUGAACUUAUUAUUUUGGCAGCCCAAACGCACGACGUUGGCUGUAUUCCAUAUGGUGGCGGUUCCAAUGAUGUGGACGCGUUGGAGUGCCCCUCCGAAAAUAGGAAAAGAAUGAUCGUUUCUUUGGAUUUAAGACAGAUGAACAGGAUCGUAUCAUUGAAUGCUGAAAACAUGUGCGUUACCGUAGAAGCCGGCGCGGUGGCUCAAGAUUUGGAAGGAGAAUUACGGAAGUUGGGAUUUACUUUAGGAUGGGACAUUGAAUUGGUUGUUGGAGGAUUGGCGUCCAUGCGUUCAAGGGAUUUCGAAAAUGGCAUCGUCAACGUCAAAAUAGUCACCCCUGCAGGCACAAUACAAAAGAACAGCGUUCAUCCACCGCCGAUAUCUUCGGGCCCAGACAUAACAAAUUUAUUACUAGGCUCCGAAGGAACAUUAGGUGUCAUAACCGAAUUAACUUUUAAACUACAUCAUAUUGUACAAAAAAAAAUCAUCGACAACUGUGGUGGAGUACACUUUGUGGAUGAGGAGGGGUUGCAACUUGUGGAAGCGUUUAGCACCGCGAUACCCAAUGUAACAACUGUGUUCUGGGAUUACAUCAAAAGAUACUAUUGGAAGAAAAUGAAAGGGUUGAGUGUGGGGAAAAUGUGCUUGGCCUCUUUAAUUCUUAAUGGCGAAGACGCUAUAAAGUUUGAAACAUAUAAAAAAAGGGUUCAUGAGGUUGUUGAGAGAUACGGAGGGGUGAUGGUCGGAAGGGAAUUGAGUGAGACGAUGUUUUUCUCGUCAAAGGGGUUGCCAUAUCUCCGGGACUUUCUUCUUGACUAUUACGCAGUGUCCGAUUAUAUUGACACUACCACAUCAUGGUCAAACAUUGAGGAACUAGUUGAAGGAGUUAAGCGAAUAAUUAUCACCACUUGUAAAACUCGAGGAGUUAAAACGAGGCCAUACGUCGGUGUUCGAGUUGACUAUCUAUACGACACGGGAGUAGGUCUGACGUUUAUCUAUGGAUUCAAUUGUCGAAAUCUUGAUGAUCCACUUGAUGCAUUAAGAUGCGUGGAACGAGCGGCAUUGGCUGAAAUGUUGAGACUGAAUGGAUCGGUUUCACAUCGUGCAUCAGGCAUUGGAAAAAAGAAAAGGAAAUGCCUUUUGGAAUCUUUACCAGAGCCAGCUCUGGAAAUUUUGAAACAUGUUAAAAGGUAA
This is a messenger RNA of Acaulospora colombiana, 2466 nucleotides long. Lineage: Eukaryota; Fungi; Glomeromycota; Glomeromycetes; Diversisporales; Acaulosporaceae. The record is from the annotation of a GenBank genome assembly.